Messenger RNA from Dentiscutata heterogama, 213 nucleotides. NCBI's taxonomy places the organism in Eukaryota, Fungi, Glomeromycota, Glomeromycetes, Diversisporales, Gigasporaceae. The record is from the annotation of a GenBank genome assembly.
AUGGCAGAUUGGUUUAAAGUUGCUGUCGAACGAAAAUAUAUUAAAUUAUUCGAGUAUGGAUCUUUUGAGAAUUUGGAAAUAAUCGGUCAAGGAGGGUUUGGCAAUGUGUUUAGGGCUCAUUCUAAUGAUAUAGGCCAAGUAGUAGCUUUAAAAGAAUUACAUAAUAAUUCCACAAGUAAGAAUGAAGAUUCGUUUCGUGAAUUCGAAAGAGAA